CACCACGACGCGUUCUGCUCGAUCCGGUCCACACACUCCACCCAGGGUAGGUAGGUUUAAUAGCUACCUAGACAACCAGCACUAGCAGGAACGCCCUGUACUGGCAGCGGAUCUUACGGAUUUGGUGGUCUUGGUAUUCAACGUUUUUUUUCCUUUCCUUUCCACUCUCCUUUCAUCAUAUCUAUUCCGAGUACUUCGGGACUCUUGCUUAUCGGCGUUGCUUCCACUGGAGAUAUCGCCAGCAAUGGUGGACUCGGACCCCGUACCUUCAUCAUCGCCCGGGUUUGGAACUUCCGUCUUUCCCUUUCGAAAGAGCAGGCCCAAUGCGCUUCCUACAAGGACAUCGAUCCUCCCCAUACUGCUUCCUCCCUCGACUCUCCGGCCCGUGGCCUUCCGUACCUUCACCCGCAAGCACAACCUGACGAUUUCUUCCUCCGCGCUUCAAACCUUAGCAACCUUCGUGGGAAAGCAUUGUGGCUCGGGAUGGCGCGAAGAAGGUCUCGCAGAAAGGGUACUCGAUGAAGUGGCAAAGGGCUGGAAGAAAGCUGGUGGCGGCGUCAUUGUCGAUGAAGGCAAAGGGGCCUCAUUGAGAGCUAUCCUACAGACCUUGGAGGGCAAUAUGAGUGGGGGAAGGGUUGUUUCCGGAAAGCAGACUUCGGCAGAUGAGGCUCUUGCGAGAACGACAAGCCCGGGUCAGGGUUGCAGACGCUCGAAGGCAGAGACACCAUUGUCUGCGGUGAUGGCGCCGGAAGGUGAAAAAUCGAUAGAGAGUCCCGACUCGGCUUCACAUCCGAGACAUUGGAUCAGGGUCAUCGAGGCAUUUGAUAUACCCCGGUUGACGUAUAAUGUGGACAAGAAAUACUUUGAAGUCGCGAGAUCGAAACCCACCCUAUUCCCCCCAUCCUCUCACAGGACCAACCUGUUCAGAGACCGUUACAAUGUUGUUCAUCAACGUUUGCUUCGGCACGAGUCAUUCCAGUCACCAUCCGGACUUCCCAGCAUGCUGCGACAAUCUCCAUCUUCCUUAGCGUUCAGUCAAGGCUACAAGCUUACACCAAUCGCAAAUCUACUGGGGAGGAAUGGUACAUCACACUUGAUUCUUGGCUUACUUUCUGUGUCGCCCACGGGAGAUCUUACGGUGAGUGACUUGACUGGGAACAUUGCUCUGGAUCUUAAACACGCGCGAAUAGUGCCUGGAGAUGGUGCCUGGCUUGCUCCGGGCAUGUUCGUACUCGUCGAUGGAAUUUAUGAAGAAGAGGAAAAUAUUAGGGGGUCUACUCUGGGCGGUAAUUCCGGGGUGGGGGGAGCCAUAGGGGGAGUUUUCGUGGGCGUUUCCAUAUGUGGCCCUCCCUGUGAGCGACGGGAGACAUCGCUGGGGAUGAAUAAUCAACAAAGUGGCAGGGAGGUCAGCUCUAGUGGAGGCCUUGGGUGGAUUGACUUUCUGGGCGUCGGAAGUGAGCGCGCACGUGGUCCAAAAAUGAGACAGAUCGAGGCCAAUUAUCUGCAAGACGUACAUGGGAGUGCAAAGGGUGGUCGCCGGUUAAGAGUGGCCGUUCUGGGUGAAGUGAACCUUGAUAACAUGCGGACUUUCGAUGCAUUGAGGAGGGUUUUCAGCGUCUACAAUGAUUUGCGCCUGGACGACCGGCCAAAUAUAUUUAUCCUGACCGGAAACUUCGUACAGAAGGCCAUCAUAAACAGCAGUGGCCAGGCAGGCAGCAUCGAGUACAAGGAAUAUUUUGAUGCGCUUUCAGUGACACUCUCUGACUUCCCUACAUUGUUGCAGCACUCAACAUUCAUCUUCGUUCCAGGUGAUAAUGACCCAUGGUCAGCGGCUUUUUCAGCCGGUGCUGCUUCCCCAAUACCACGCCAUGCGAUCCCUGAGUUGUUCACUACCAGGGUGAAACGUGCAUUCGCCGCUGCCAACUCACAGAUGGACCCAACCCAGUCAUCUGAGCCACCUGGCGAAGCAAUCUGGACAUCAAACCCUUCCCGCCUUACCCUGUUCGGGCCCGUCCAUGAUAUUGCGAUAUUCCGGGACGACAUAUCAAAUCGACUCAGACGCAGUGCCGUGAAUCUUUCGUAUGACCAAGACAGCGCUAUGGCUGAAGAUGUGAACACUGGCCCUAGAGAAACCAACACUCCCAAAUACAGCGAUCAGACUAGCGAUCAGACUAGCGACCAAAGCCUACAGGUAGACACAAACUCCAAUAUAGCCUCAUCUGCUAUACUCUCUGCUCGAAAGCUUGUGAAAUCAGUCCUGGACCAAGGAAAUUUGUCCCCCUUUCCGCUUUCUCUACGGCCUGUUCUGUGGGACUAUGGUUCCUCAUUGCAACUAUAUCCGCUACCCACUGCCCUAAUAUUGGCGGAUCCAGAGGCGGCACCAUUCUGUAUAACGUAUGAAGGCUGUCAUGUGAUGAAUCCCGGGAGGCUUGUUCCGGAUGGAGAGCUACCCACUGUUCGUUGGGUGGAAUAUGAUGUCCUCAAGAAUCGGGGCAAGGUGAAGCAAGAACGCUUCUAGCCCGCACACAACAUGGAAGCUGGGGAGUUAUGGAGCUGUUGGAUGUUUAAGGAGGGACUAAGGCACUGAGUAUUAGACAUAUUUUAUGUUCUGUCCUCACCCCGAGGUAUAGGCAACGAACCUUAUGUACAUAUUCAACUUGACCGAAGUAUGGCUGAACGAUUACAACUACAUGGGAUGAAAGGGUGGUUUUUCAUCGCUCAUAAGAGACAAUGGCAACAUGUUUUUAAUUUC
This is a messenger RNA of Aspergillus sclerotioniger CBS 115572, 2752 nucleotides long. RefSeq names its product DNA polymerase epsilon noncatalytic subunit. Bases 245 to 2518 code for a protein of 757 amino acids. Gene Ontology annotation, biological process: DNA-templated DNA replication; error-prone translesion synthesis. NCBI's taxonomy places the organism in Eukaryota, Fungi, Ascomycota, Eurotiomycetes, Eurotiales, Aspergillaceae. Gene Ontology annotation, molecular function: DNA binding. Gene Ontology annotation, cellular component: epsilon DNA polymerase complex. The transcript has a single exon. The record is from RefSeq and is a predicted model, not a curated record.